This is a messenger RNA of Pyrus x bretschneideri (Chinese white pear), 663 nucleotides long. RefSeq names its product E3 ubiquitin-protein ligase SDIR1-like. Gene Ontology annotation, molecular function: ubiquitin protein ligase activity. Lineage: Eukaryota; Viridiplantae; Streptophyta; Magnoliopsida; Rosales; Rosaceae. The coding region runs from base 1 to 663 and encodes 220 amino acids. The transcript has a single exon. Gene Ontology annotation, cellular component: cytoplasm. Gene Ontology annotation, biological process: protein ubiquitination. The record is from RefSeq and is a predicted model, not a curated record.
AUGGAAAGUGAAAGUGAUCGGCAAGUGGUGGGAUACCAUUGCGAAGUGAGGCACUUGGAGGUUUUUGAACCUGACAACGAGUUGCCGCGCACCCAGUUCUUGCUGGCUGUCAAGGCCAUAAUAUUUUCAAGUCAGCCUGCAGCCUUGCACUCCGAGGACGAGGAUGACGGUGAACACUACGAAGGAACCUACUCCGAGGAACUCGAACUCGAACUUGAUUUCUUGAUGGAUGAAGACAGGUCAAGGGCCGCCCUAGCUGAAGCUCUAGUUUCUUUCCUGCAUGUCCCUCCUCAGAUUUGCGACUCCGUGGUGGAAAAAAUAGUACAAGAAUCCCUAGACGCUGAAACUGAUUCUAGACCUUACAGUGAUGACAUGUUUGUUCAAAUGGCAGCGUUCAUCACUGUUGUUGUUGAUGAUGAAUUUGAGGGCUUGGAGACGGAUGACCCUAAAUUUGUGCCUGCAAGUAAGUCAUCGAUCGAGAAGCUAAAGAGGGCGAGAGUGGAAGUAUCUGCGACGUGUUCGGUUUGCAUGGAGGAGAUGGAGGUUGGUUCGCAAGCAAUUCACAUGCCAUGCUCGCAUCUUUACCAUAAGGAUUGCAUUGUUGAGUGGUUGGACAAAAGCAGGGUUUGCCCACUGUGCCGCUUCGCCAUGCCUUCGAAAUAA